Messenger RNA from Myxozyma melibiosi, 1641 nucleotides. RefSeq names its product TIP49 C-terminus-domain-containing protein. Gene Ontology annotation, cellular component: R2TP complex; NuA4 histone acetyltransferase complex; Swr1 complex. The coding region runs from base 114 to 1487 and encodes 457 amino acids. Gene Ontology annotation, molecular function: ATP hydrolysis activity; DNA helicase activity; ATP binding. Gene Ontology annotation, biological process: regulation of transcription by RNA polymerase II; chromatin remodeling; box C/D snoRNP assembly. The record is from RefSeq and is a predicted model, not a curated record. NCBI's taxonomy places the organism in Eukaryota, Fungi, Ascomycota, Lipomycetes, Lipomycetales, Lipomycetaceae. The transcript has 4 exons.
CAGUUCCCAACCACAUCUCCUCUCCUCCUCUCCCCAUCACCACAUCCAACUCCUACACCCCGUCAUCCUCUCCUUCUCCUUCUCUGUAUCUGUCUUAAUCACACACAGCAGGAAUGGUGAAGAUCAACGAAGUCAAAAGCAGCGGCCGCGACAGUCGGACAGCGACCCAUACGCACAUCAAGGGCCUCGGGCUCGACGACCAGGGCUUUGCGACUCGGGUAGAUGGCGGGUUCAUUGGCCAGACUGGUGCUCGCGAGGCAUGCGGAAUCAUCGUCGACAUGAUCAAAGCCAAGAAAAUGUCCGGCCGCGCGAUCUUACUCGCCGGCGGCCCGGGUACAGGCAAGACCGCGCUCGCGCUCGCAAUGUCGCAGGAGCUGGGCCCCAAGGUGCCGUUUUGCCCCAUCACCGGCAGCGAGAUCUUCUCGACCGAGGUUAAGAAGACGGAGGCUUUGAUGGAGAACUUUAGACGUGCAAUUGGCCUUCGAGUUAAAGAAACAAAGGAAGUCUACGAAGGAGAAGUCACAGAACUAACGCCCGAGGAGGCCGAAAACCCACUAGGCGGGUACGGCAAGACCAUCAGCCAUGUCGUCGUGGGACUAAAGUCGUUUAAAGGAACGAAGCAGCUACGUCUUGACCCGAGCAUCUACGAGUCGAUCCAGAAGGAGCGGGUUACCGUUGGUGAUAUCAUAUAUAUCGAGGCGAAUACUGGCGCCGUCAAGCGAGUCGGCCGUUCUGAUGCGUUUGCGACCGAGUUUGAUCUCGAAGCUGAAGAGUACGUGCCGCUGCCAAAAGGCGACGUGCACAAGAAGAAGGAGAUUGUGCAGGACGUAACGCUGCACGAUCUCGAUAUGGCGAACGCGCGCCCACAAGGCGGGCAGGACAUCAUGUCGAUGAUGGGCCAGCUGAUGAAACCGAAAAAGACCGAAAUCACCGACAAGCUGCGCCAGGAGAUCAACAAGGUCGUCAACAAGUACAUCGACCAGGGCAUCGCCGAGCUUGUUCCGGGCGUGCUGUUCAUCGACGAAGUCCACAUGCUCGACAUCGAGUGCUUCACGUACCUCAACCGCGCGCUCGAGUCCUCGAUCUCGCCCGUCGUCGUGCUGGCCUCGAACCGCGGGAUGGCCACCAUCCGCGGCACAGAAGACAUCGUCGCCCCGCACGGCGUCCCGCCCGAUCUCGUCGACCGCCUGCUGAUCGUGCGCACGCUGCCGUACAACAAAGACGAAAUCCGCCAGAUCAUCGAAAAGCGCAAGACGACCGAGGGACUCGCGAUGACAGACGACGCGCUCGAUAAGCUCGCGCAGCAGGGCGUCGACAGCAGUCUGCGCUACGCGCUGCAGCUGAUGGCGCCGGCGGGCAUUCUCGCGCGCGUGGGCGGCCGCGCGCAAAUCACAAUCACCGAUAUCGAGGAGGCGGAGGAGUUGUUUAUUGAUGCGAAGCGGAGUACGGCGAUCGUGCAGGCUGCGAAUGGAAAUUAUCUGCUGUGAUUUUUCUUCAUGUCGACGGUUUGGCGGAUGCGAGAGUGUUUUGGAUCUCGGAUAGAAGAGUUGCUGUGUGUACGAGUAAAUUUCCACCUUUAAUUUGAGUUGCUUAUAGCGUUUAUGUGCAAAAUCAAAGAAUAAAGAACCCAGAGUUAUACGA